CAUAAUUUAUCUGUACGGGGAACAUAUAGUUCAAUGUCGAAUGAAGCGCUUCAAAUUCUAGUGUUUCAAAUCUGCACAGAGAACCCACGGCUUGGAGUAAAAAUGGUUCUUAAUCGGCUUCAAGCCAUGGGCCAUCGUUUACAAAGGGACCGAGUUCGGGAGGCUAUGAAUGUACUCUUUGGGGCAAGGCAGAUGAAUCGACGAUUGCACCGAAGAACGUAUCAAGUUCGUGCUCCAUUAUCCGUCAUCCAUUUUGAUGGGAACUAUAAUCUUAUCAUGUGGCGUUUCGUAUUCCAUGGCGGAAUCGAUGGAUUUUCACGGCUCAUAUUCUUUUUAAAAGUCGCGAACAACAACAGAUCAAGAACAGUUUUUGAUGGGUUUUUAGAUGGGGUGAGGAAGUACGGCGUUCCAAGUCGUGUUAGGGCCGAUCACGGCGGGGAAAAUGUUGUGGUUGGACAGUUUAUGCUGAUUCACCGUGGAUUAAACCGCGGUAGUUUUAUGACAGGGAGAUCAGUACAUAACCAGAGGAUUGAGCGUCUUUGGCAAGACGUGUGGAAUGCCUGCACUUCAAUUUUUUAUGAACUUUUCAUGAAAAUGGAGAGAAAAGGUAUCCUAAGUAGCAUUUCGGAACUGGAUCUCUAUUGCCUUCAUGUGAUUUUCCUCCCAAUCAUUCAGCAACAUGUGGAAGAAUUUGUUGAUGCGUGGAACCUUCACUCUAUCCGCACAGCACCCUCAUCAAUGUCUCCUGUCCGCAUGUUCAUGAGAGGGCUGACCUCAUUACGGAGAAGAUCAGUAUUGGAAAGAAGGAGAUUUACUGAGUUAGUACAGGAUAUUGAUUUUGAGCAAUAUAUUGAGGAAGACCCAUCCAUAAACGGAGAAGCAGUGGAAGUCCCAGAAAUUGAGUUUCAAAUCGACCGGCGAGUAGAACGACGCCUUCAAAGAAAAUACGGGCAUUUGCUGUGUAGGCUAACAAUUGCUAUGCGGAAAUAUCGCCGACUGCGUCAUGAGGUGAUGGCAAUAACUCAAACAGAUGAAAAUUGA
Messenger RNA from Daphnia pulex (common water flea), 1041 nucleotides. RefSeq lists its product as uncharacterized. Lineage: Eukaryota; Metazoa; Arthropoda; Branchiopoda; Diplostraca; Daphniidae. The transcript is spliced from 5 exons. The coding region runs from base 34 to 1041 and encodes 335 amino acids. The record is from RefSeq and is a predicted model, not a curated record.